This is a messenger RNA of Piliocolobus tephrosceles (Ugandan red Colobus), 690 nucleotides long. It is a transcript of the gene KISS1, whose product is annotated as KiSS-1 metastasis suppressor. Gene Ontology annotation, molecular function: kisspeptin receptor binding. Gene Ontology annotation, biological process: G protein-coupled receptor signaling pathway; positive regulation of cytosolic calcium ion concentration. The record is from RefSeq and is a predicted model, not a curated record. Bases 141 to 557 code for a protein of 138 amino acids. The transcript is spliced from 3 exons. NCBI's taxonomy places the organism in Eukaryota, Metazoa, Chordata, Mammalia, Primates, Cercopithecidae.
CUGGGAGCCCAGCCACCCACCCUCUGGACGUUCACCCAGCCAGGUGGUCUCAUCACCUCAGAGGCUCUGCCAGACUCCCGCCCAGGCCAGGACUGAAGCAAGCCUCAAGGCAUUUCUAGGACCUGCCUCUUCUCACCAAGAUGAACUCACUGGUUUCUUGGCAGCUACUGCUUUUCCUCUGUGCCACCCACUUUGGGGAGCCAUUAGAAAAGGUGGCCUCUGUGGAGAAUUCUAGACCCACAGGCCAGCAGCUGGAAUCCCUGGGCCUCUUGGCUCCCUGGGAGCAGAGCCCGCCGUGCACAGAGAGGAAGCUGGCUGCUACUGCCAGGCUGAGCCGUCGGGGGGCCUCGCUGUCCUCGCCCCCUGAGAGCUCCGGGAAUCCCCAGCGGCCCGGCCUGUCCGCCCCCAGCAGCCGCCAGAUCCCCGCACCCCAGGGCGCGGUGCUGGUGCAGCGGGAGAAGGACCUGCCGAACUACAACUGGAACUCCUUCGGCCUGCGCUUCGGCAAGCGGGAGGCGGUACCCGGGAGCCACGGCAGAGGCGCUGGGCGGGGCUGAGGGCGCAGGUGCUGGGCAGUGAACUUCAGACCCUAGAGGAGUCAGAGCAUGCGGGGCGGGGAGGACGCAGGGCAAAGGGAGGGGGCACUGGAGCUUCCAACCCGAGGCAAUAAAAGAAAUGUUGCAUAACUCA